Molecule: messenger RNA, 3011 nt
Organism: Synchiropus splendidus (mandarinfish)
Lineage: Eukaryota; Metazoa; Chordata; Actinopteri; Syngnathiformes; Callionymidae
Gene: bmper
Product: BMP binding endothelial regulator
Exons: 16
Coding region: 303-2348 (681 amino acids)
Molecular function (GO): protein binding
Source: RefSeq, a predicted model, not a curated record
CUCCGCUGACUUUCACUGGUGCUCACUUUCUCUCUCUCGCUCUCUGGUGGCUCACACACACACACACACUCUCACAAACACACACGCUCUGCUGCUGCUGCCUGCCACACACAUACGCGCGCGCACACACACACACACAAACUCUCGGAUCACACACACACACACUCUCGCUCCGGUGAGCGUCCGCGCUGCUUUAGAAACUUUUUUUUACCCAAACUUGGCGGAUUGAAACGGGAGUGACGUCAUCGCGGAGCUGUGAGACCCGGUGUGUACGUCUCUCGGGUUCGGCACCGCGCGGCACCAUGUGUGCAGCGCAGCUCCGGGCGCGUGUGGUCGCGCUGCUGCCGCUGCUGCUGCUGCUGGAUUCGGCGCGGUUCUGCCGCGGACUCAUCACAGGUACGGAGGCUAGCUGCGAGAACGAGGGCGAGCUCCUGCACAUCCCCCACAUCACCGACAACCCCUGCAUCACCUGCAUCUGCCAGGACGGGAAGGCACACUGUAAACAAGAGAAGUGUCCGGCGCUGCCUGAAGACUGCGCCCUGGUGGUGAAGCAGAGCGGCGCAUGCUGUGAGAAAUGCAAAGGCUGCAGCUUGGACGGACAGUUGUACAACAGCUCAGAUUCCUGGACUAUGAACAGCAGACCUUGCAUCACCAGCAGCUGCCAGGAAGGCGUCAUCACAGAGUCUCAAGUUCAGUGUGUUGUUCACUGCAAGAACCCCAAAGUCCACCCAAAGAAAUGCUGCCCGACCUGCCCAGGCUGUAUAUUUGAGGGACGUCUGUACAGAGAGAAGGAGGAGUUCAGUCCUGAGGGACGGCCGUGUGUCAGGUGCACGUGUGCAGGCAGCAGGACUCUGUGUGUCCAGAAGGUGUGUCCGGUCCUCUCCUGCCCCACCCAUCUCAGCCACACCCCCCAGGGUCAGUGCUGCCCCCGCUGCCUCGGUCAGCGAAAGGUGUUUGACUUGCCACCUGGCAGCUGUCUCUUCCUCAGCGACGUGCAUGACCACGGGGCCACCUUCUUUCCUGACAACUGCACCUCCUGCACCUGCUCGGACUCGACAGUGGUGUGCACUCGUCGAUGCGCUCAGCCAGGAAGUUGCCGCGGAGACGGCUGCUGUCAGGAGUGUCUGACCUACGUGAAGGUGGAGGAGGUGAAGUACUGCAGAGUCCGGAACAAGGUCUACCGGGAGGGCGACAUGUGGUCUUCAGUCAACUGCUCGCUGUGCGUCUGCGACAAUGGUAACAUCGUGUGUCGACCCAAAAACUGUGUCCCGGUCACCACCUGCCCCCCUAACAAGAUCCUGAACAGAACCGGCUGCUGUCCCGUCUGCACUGAAAAACCUGGCGUGUGCACUGUCUUCGGAGACCCACACUACAACACCUUCGAUGGCCGGACCUUCAACUUCCAGGGCACCUGCCAGUACGUGUUGACCAAGGAUUGCGGGGGAACUGGAGUGGGAGCCCCAGUGGUCGGGUCAGACUCGAGCUUCCAGGUUUUGGUGAAAAACGACGCCAGGCGGACCCGAUCCUUCUCCUGGACUCAGUCUGUUGAGGUCCAACUUGGCACCCUGGUGCUCGGGCUCCACCAGCACCUGACGGUCCGCAGGAAUGGAACACGUAUUGCAUUGCCCUACCACGGGCCAGGAGUCCACAUCGAUCUGGACGGCUAUCUGCUCAAGCUCACCACUAUAGCAGGUCUGGAGAUCACAUGGGACGGAGACAGUUUUGUGGAGGUGGUGGCCGCGCCGCACCUGCGCGGUCGCCUGUGUGGGCUCUGCGGGAACUACAAUGGCCAUAAACGUGACGACACCAUGGGAGGCGACGGCAAUUUCAAGUUUGAUGUGGAGGAGUUUGCCGAGUCGUGGCGGGUGGAUAGCAACCAAGUCUGCUCGCAGCUGGUCCCUCCAGCCCGCGCCACCUCUUUCUCGUGUCCCGGCAGCACCAAGGUCAAGUUCCGGGCCCAUCGUGAGUGUCAGAAGCUCAAGUCCUGGGACUUCCAGAAGUGUCACCGCCUUGUCGACUUCGGGGAAUUCUACAGGUCGUGUGUGACAGAUAUGUGCGAGUGCCCUGUGCACAAAAACUGUUUCUGCGAGUCGUUCCUGGCCUACAGUCGCGCCUGCGCCAGAGAAGGAGUCACUGUCUCCUGGACGCCCGAUGCUGCGUGCGUUUCGGCUCAGUGCAAGCACGGAGCCGUUUAUGACACCUGCGGACCGGGAUGCACUAAAACCUGUGACAACUGGAACGAAAUCGGACCGUGCCACAGACCUUGCGUGGCUGGUUGCCACUGUCCUGCCAACCUGGUCCUGUUCCAGGGCCGCUGUGUCAGACCCGCCGCGUGCCCGGGCCGGUGACGCACGUGGUCUGUGACGGACUAGGGGUCGCGUGUUCCCACCAGAGAGCCCGUCAGGGACAGAACAUACUGUUGCCACAAGUUGGCGCCAACAUGACUUUCUCACAGAGUCGGUGUGGUGCUGGAACUGCCUCCGCACCCAAACUCCACUGGCGAUAAGCUGGAUCUCCUUGUACUGUAACUGUCCAACAGCAACAGUUAUUAUUGCUGUUUUUGUUAUUUAUACUGUUGCUGGAACCAGAACCAGUGUCUGAAACACUUAAGGGAAAAAACUAUUUAUGUUUGUGUGAAAACAAAUGUGACACACACACACACGCACAGCAGACUGAUCAUGUGACUGCAGGACUGACUUUAAAGUGGAACCUGCUGGUUCACUCACACUUCCUCUUUUCUUUUUCGGCACUGGUCACCUGACCCCCUGGCUGAGCGCCAGGAAAAGACAGUGGACUCACAGUCACCAGAUGACGCUGGUUCAGAACUGGACCUGAGCCGGGUCCAGAACAACACCACAUAUGUGACUCAACACAUGAAUCAGCAACUAAAGUAGAAACAAACCGGCAGUUGUCACGAACACGAGCAGCUGAGUCCGUGUGUGUGUGUGUGUGUCAGUGAGUGUGUGUGAGCGCAUGUCUGUCGUGAAUGUGCCUCAACCAUGUGAUGCAUU